Messenger RNA from Triticum aestivum (bread wheat), 3146 nucleotides. RefSeq lists its product as uncharacterized. NCBI's taxonomy places the organism in Eukaryota, Viridiplantae, Streptophyta, Magnoliopsida, Poales, Poaceae. The coding region runs from base 405 to 1928 and encodes 507 amino acids. The transcript has 4 exons. The record is from RefSeq and is a predicted model, not a curated record.
CCCACCGAAACACAGAUAGAUAGAUAGAUGGCAAAAGUCUAAAAAAACCUUGAUUUUGUUCUCCAAGUCUGAAUCAAACCCUGAAUUGAGAAUCCCUAGAAUUGUCACCUUGUCUUUGUUAAUCCCGGUUUAUCCCAGCCCAUUAGUGCUAAUAGAUGGUUUGGGCGUCGGGAUUGCUGGUGUGGCUGGGAUUAGGGGUUAAUUGGACGCCAUGAUGGACGGACUAUGGGCCCUACUGUCCUCAUAAACCCCACCACGAACCUGCUCCUUCCCCUGUUUCUCUCCCUGGAUGUCACCCGUUCCUUCCCCAGCUUGCAGCGGCAAUGGCGUACAUGCAUUGAUUGAUCACGGGGACGGCAAGACGAUCACGGCGGCUGGAAAAAUCUCUGGUUCCUCAUGUCAUCAUGGAUCCUUGCGACAAACUACAUGUGCGGUUUCAUUUUGGUGGCCAAUUUGUUCGAAUUGGGCCUACUUUAGACUAUGUUGGUGGAGAUGAAGCAAGUUCAGAGAUUGAAAGGGAUAGAUUGUCUUUGCCAGAGAUCAAAGGCUUUCUUGGUGAUCACAUACCAGUGAAAGAAAGUAUGAAGAUUCACUUCCUGAUGCCUGGUAAAAAACUAGUGGAUGGCCUAUUAUUUUUGUGUGAUGAUGUUGGUUGUAUGAAGAUGUCUGAAUAUAUAACUGAUGGAGGAGUGGCUGAGGUCUAUGUGGAGUAUUUUGGGGAGCAAGAUGAUCAGAGUGCAAGUGACAAUGGUAGUGAUUUUGAAAAUGAGAUGGACAAUGAUUUAGAAGGAGAGACUGAUGUAGAACCAGAUGCAGUCAUAACUGCAGAUGAUGAUGUGCAAAUAAUUAGUGUGGAUCCAUCAUCAUAUGAUGAGGAAAGUGAUCAUGAAGGAGAAUUUGUUAGGAGGAAAACUAAGUUCCCUAGGUACAACCCUAAGGUAGAUAUUCCACUAUUCUGCUUGGGAAUGUUUUUCAGGAGCAAUGAACAGAUGAGGAAGGCACUAAUAAAAUAUGGACUUCUGACAUUUAGAAGUAUAAACUUCAUGAAGUCAGAAGAAGGGAGGAUCAGGGCUAAGUGUGGAUGGCCUGGAUGUUCGUGGACUAUAUAUGGUGCUUAUAGUAGCAUGUGUUCUAGAUUUCAGGUGAUCACAUAUGAAGAUCAACAUGAGUGUGCACCUAACAGAGACAAUCACCUUGUCACAGCAAAAGUUAUUGCUAGGAGAUAUGAGCACAUCUUAAGAGCCAAUCCGACAUGGAAAAUUGAUAGCAUUAAAGCCACGGUUCUGAAAGAUUUCUUUGCGGAUGUUUCAACAUCAAAGUGCAAGGCUGCUAAGAAGAUAGUGUCAGAGAAGCUACUUGCCGGACUGAAAGAUGAGUACACCAAGGUGUUCGACUACCAGCUUGAACUACUUAGGAGCAAUCCUGGGAGCACAAUCCUUGUUGGCUUGAACCCUGAGUACAUGGAUCAAAAUAUUUUCCAAAGCUUCUAUGUAUGCUUCAAUGCUAUGAAAAAGGGUUCUAAAGCUUGCAGAAGAGUUAUUGGGCUUGAUGGCUGUUUUUUCAAAGGAGCAUGUCAAGGUGAGCUUCUAUGUGCUAUUGGUAGAGAUGCUAAUAAUCAAAUGUAUCCAGUAGCUUGGGCAGUAGUGGAGAAAGAAACUAGUGAAUCUUGGGAGUGGUUUGUUGGCCUUUUGAUAAAGGACUUGGAUAUUAAUGAUCAAGGUGAAGGAUGGGUGUUCAUAUCAGAUCAACAGAAGGGCCUUAUCAAUGCAAUGCAAAACUACGUACCAAAGGCACAACAUAGAAUGUGUGCUAGACACAUCUAUGCUAACUGGAAAAAAAAGUUUAGAGAGCAUGCUCUGCAAAAGAAAUUUGGGCAAUUGCCAAGGCUGCAAAUAGAGAAGAUUUCAUGUAUAGGAAGGCCAAGUUAGCUCAAGAUACACCUGAAGGUGCAAGGGACAUAAUGAGGACAGAGCCUAAGCAUUGGGCAAGAGCAUUUUUUCCUGUUGGGUCCCUUUGUGACUCAGUUGAUAACAAUCUAUGUGAGUCCUUUAACAAUGCUAUAGUUGAGGCCAGAUUCUAUCCUAUCAUCUCUAUGCUAGAGAAGAUUAGACACAAGAUGACACUUAGAGUCCAAGAAAAUAGGAGCAAAAGUGAAAAGUGGACAUCUAGUGAUAUAUGCCCAAACAUUUUCAAGAAGCUUAAGGUGGCCAUCAAAAUGACUCAGUUCUGUGAUGUGCUUUGGAAUGGCAAGGAAGGGUUUGAGGUGAAACAUGUCAGUGGCAGAGGAAGGAGCUAUACAGUGAACUUGGACAAAUGGACUUGCUCUUGUGGUUACUUUCAGCUAGCAGGGAUGCCUUGUUGCCAUGCCAUCAGUGCCAUAUACAAGAGUGGAAGAAACAUAGCUGACUUCAUUCACAAAUGUUAUUCAGUUGAGCAAUUUAAGAAGAUAUAUGAGCGCUGCUUGGAGCCAGUAGAAGGACAAGAGAGAUGGCCUAUCUCUGACAAACCUAGACCACAAGCACCUGGGUAUGUGAGUAUGCCAGGUAGGCCUAGGAAUAAUGACAGGAAGAGGGAAGAGGGAGAAGCACCAAAAGGAAAGAAAAUGUCAAAGCAUGGCACUAAAAUUACUUGCAGCAUGUGUGGCCACAAGGGGCACAACAAGACAGGUUGCCACAAGAAUCCUGAAAAGGGGAAGAAGAAGAAUGCCUUCCUGAAGAAAACAGGCAGGAAAAUGAAGUCAUCUCAGCAAGCAAACACUAAUGCUCAAAUCAGAUCAAGCCAGCAAGCUAAAAGCAUAGGAGAAGUUCAAGCACAAGCAGGAUCAAAUGGUGGGAAGAGGAAGGCUACCAAAAAACAGAAUGUGCAAUCCAAGAAAAAAAUCAAAGAUGUGAUAUGAUGGAGUAGUGAUUUUCUGUUAGCAUAUUACUGAAUUGCUAUGUCCUUUUGUUCCUUAUGUCACUCUGGUCAUAUAGUACCUAUUGUGUGAUGAACUUAUGCAAAAAUACGGAACUAAACUGCUGUACUAGUGAUUUUCUCACUCUGGACUAGUGAUUUUACUAGAUAUGUCACUCUGGUUAUGUCCUUUUGCUGGUUAUGUCACUCUGUUAGCAUAUUAAUAAAUUACUUGUUAUUUUGGUUUACUCAAA